Molecule: messenger RNA, 1224 nt
Organism: Strigops habroptila (Kakapo)
Lineage: Eukaryota; Metazoa; Chordata; Aves; Psittaciformes; Psittacidae
Product: mast cell protease 1A-like
Exons: 6
Coding region: 1-1224 (407 amino acids)
Biological process (GO): proteolysis
Molecular function (GO): serine-type endopeptidase activity
Source: RefSeq, a predicted model, not a curated record
AUGUCUGUCAUUGCCCCUGUGUCUGCAAAACUCAACCUGAGAGGAAGCCCUGCAAGAUGCUACUCCCAACGCAACGCUUCCAUCCUCCUGAUGGCACUCACCAGUGGUGACCAGCCGAGGCUCCUGCUGCCCAGCGAGGUCCAGCAGCUCUCCAGAUGCGUGUGUGUGGCCCAGCAAGAAGCAGGCAGCAAGGAGGCUCCUUGUGCAAAACAAAACCUGGCCCUGAAGUCAGGCAGCUCCUCCUACAUUGUGCCCAUCACAGGGCGCAAUGGAGGCAACUGGAGACCCAAGGAUCAGCCACCAGCUAAGGCUGGUCACAUUGUGGGGGGCCAUGAGGCUCAGCCCCACUCCCAUCCCUACAUGGCUUUCCUGAAGGUAGGAACAUCGUUCUGUGGAGGCUGCCUGGUGGCGCCGGGCUGGGUGAUGACAGCAGCGCACUGCAUGGGGAAUAUCACAGUGAUCACAACAUCCACAAGCCAGAACCGAGCCAGCAGGGCCGGGGAGUCGACAGGUACCACCCGCACCCCAGAUAUAACCCCAACACCUACUCCAACACUUCAUGCUGCUCAAGGCAAGGCCACGCUGACAGCAAAGGCCACUCUCAACAGCUACGUCAAGACCACCCGCUUGCCCAAAGGCAGCAGCAACCUCCCGACGGGCACCAAGUGCGGUGUAGCUGGUUGGGGCCUCAUCGACGAUGAGCAGGUGACCAACAAGCUCUUUGAGGCCAGAGUCUCCAUCUACAGCCACAGGAGCUGUGUCCACCUCUACCCGCACCUCUACGCCGGCGUGGUCUGUGCCAGCAGCUUCCAUGAGCUCCGGGAUUCCAGCCAGGGAGAUUCAGGGGGUCCCCUGGUGUGCAAUGAGGUGGCACAAGGCAUCGUGUCCUUCGGGUACGACACUCCUGCCAUGGUCUACACCCACAUCUGCAACUACCUGCCCUGGAUCAGGAAAACCAUGAAGCAGCAGCAGCAGCUCCAGAGGCUGCUCCGGUUCAUUCCUGCCCCUGCUCAAGGCUUGAGCCCCUCCUCGGCACCCCACGGGAUCAGCACACACCAGGAUCCCUCCCUCUGUCCCAUGGCUGCCGGUUGUCCCAUUCCCUGCCCAUCCUGGCAGAACCAGGAUCAUCCCGGAUGGCACCUGAAGGAGGCUGUGCUACAACAGACCCCAUUUCCAUCACCCUGUCCCUGCUUGAGCCUCGCUGCGCUUACACCCCCCCGGUAA